Thalassophryne amazonica is the source of this 2524-nucleotide messenger RNA. It is a transcript of the gene slc16a10, whose product is annotated as solute carrier family 16 member 10. The coding region runs from base 133 to 1605 and encodes 490 amino acids. Gene Ontology annotation, biological process: transmembrane transport. NCBI's taxonomy places the organism in Eukaryota, Metazoa, Chordata, Actinopteri, Batrachoidiformes, Batrachoididae. The transcript is spliced from 6 exons. Gene Ontology annotation, molecular function: monocarboxylic acid transmembrane transporter activity. The record is from RefSeq and is a predicted model, not a curated record.
GGGAGGCCGGAACCGGAGCUCCGCUGAUGGACGAAGCUUCGUCCUAACGUACGUCGAGUCGGUUUUUGGCUGAAUCCGCAUCCUGCGCCUCUUUCACUUUGUUUGAAACAUAAAAGCGGACUGACGGGGACCAUGACGGAGAGCACCGGGGUGCCCGCGGGGGAGGCCGCGGGGAAAGAUGCGCUCCCUGCCGGCGAGCCGGCGGAGGGGGAGAAGAAGGAGAACGGAGGCAGCGGGAGCGCGGCGGAGCAGCAGCCGCACGCGGAGUUCGUGCACCCGGAGGGCGGCUGGGGCUGGCUGGUCAUGCUGGCCGCGAUGUGGUGCAACGGCUCCGUGUUCGGCAUCCAGAACGCCUUCGGGAUCCUCUUCCUGUCCCUGCUGCGGGAGUUCGGAUCCGAGCACGAUGAGGACCUGCGCUUCCGGACAGCCUGGGUGGGCUCGCUCUCCAUGGGGAUGAUCUUCUUCUGCUCUCCCAUCGUCAGCGUCUUCACCGACAUCCUCGGCUGCAGGAUUACUGCUGUGGGCGGAGCCACUGUGGGCCUGAUCGGCCUAAUGGCCAGCUCCUUUGUCACGUCGCUGGGCCCGUUAUACUUCACCUAUGGCAUUGUCUUUGCAUGCGGCUGCUCGUUUUCCUACCAGCCCAGCCUGGUCAUCCUGGGCCACUACUUCAAAAAGCGACUGGGCCUGGUGAACGGCAUCGUGACGGCCGGCAGCAGCAUCUUCACCAUCACGCUGCCUUUUGCGCUGUCGUUCCUGCUGGAGACGGUGGGCCUGUAUCACACCAUGCGCAUCCUGUGCAUCCUCAUGUUUGUGUUGGUACUGGCCGGCUUCACCUACAGGCCUCUGCUGCCCAACAACCACACCAACAGCAACACUGGAAGCUCCUGCCCCCCUAUGAGCAAGAUUUUCAAUGUCAACAUCUGGCGCUCUAUUGGAUAUCGUAUCUGGGCUUUUGGCGUCCCAGCAGCACUUUAUGGAUACUUUGUGCCUUACGUGCACUUGAUGAAGCACGUUGAGGAGCGUUUUGGAACAGAUGCCAACAAGGAGGUGCUGCUUAUGUGCAUCGGCAUCACGUCUUGCGUGGGCCGUCUCAUUUUUGGCACGGUGGCGGACUACAUCCCCGGAGUUAACAAAGUCUACCUGCAGGUCUCAUCUUUUUUUGUCAUCGGCCUGAUGUCCAUGAUGAUCCCACUGUGCAACAUCUUCGGCGGGCUGAUCGCGGUGUGUCUGCUGAUGGGACUGUUUGAUGGUUGCUUCAUCUGCAUCAUGGCGCCGAUCGCCUUCGAGCUGGUGGGAGCCAAAGACGGGUCGCAGGCCAUCGGCUUCUUGCUGGGACUCAUGUCCGUGCCCAUGACUGUGGGACCUCCCAUUGCAGGCUUCCUGAGGGACCGGCUGGGCAGCUACGACGUGGCCUUCUACCUGGCGGGGAUCCCGCCCAUCGUGGGAGGAAUGGUGCUGUGUCUGAUACCUUGGGUGGAAGCCCGGCGUAAGAGGCGGCAGCAGGAACAGGCCCUGGACAAGGAGCAGGACGUCACCCAGAAGAUGAUCGAGCACGAAAAACCUCUGGAAGACGGGCCUGUGAAGAGCGGAGAGUCUGUCCUCUGAACAAACGGAGACGCAGCCGCCUGGAUGCCGUGAGACUGCUGACCUGCAGUGUUUUAGAGUCCAAGUAUGAGACGCCGUGUUCAUGUGUUCACAGAAGCUGCCUGCAGCAGCAGAAUGUCUGGAAAUACCAAAGUGUUGAAAACUAACAGAAAAAAGUCAGAGGAUGAGGAGUCGAAGUGAAACAUCUCACGUCUGUCCAAACAAUGCGAGACCAAAACAUUUUCUUCCACCACAGAGACAGAAUGUUUGUAAUAUUCAUCCACAUUUCCACUUUAAUCCACUUUAAUCCAAAGGCUGGUUUCAGAUUUACAAAUGUGUCUAAAAAUGAAAAACACAGAUUUUUUUAGAUUAUACAAGUAAAUUAACAUCAGCACAAACCAAAGCCCGUCCACUCAGAUGUCUGAAGGGACACCUGUCGUCUUCACUGCUGUCUCUGUUUAAUGUCAAAACCGCACAGUUUCUGUCCGUCUUCCCGUUAUCAGGUUCUCUGGGAGAAUCUCAGUUCAGGAGAUUAUCCGUAACACUCGUGAAGCUCUGGGAUCAUCUGAGCCGUGAAGAUGUUUGGACACUCACAUGAACGGAUUCACAUGGACUUCCCCUCGACCCCAGCAGCUCUUCUCCACAGGCCGGAUCCAGGACCAGGAUCCAGGAUCUGAUGAGGGAAUGAUUCCAAACCCGUGAAUAAAAAAACCCUUAAAAAACAGAAACCUGAAAGUCUGACAAGGACCCCCCCCCCCCAAAAAAAAUCUGAAUUAGGCAGUAGGGGGCGAUAUAGGCACAGCAGCUCCAAAAAGAAAUCUUAAGAUUCACCCUUGAACAUGCUAGAAGACAAAUCUGCCCCCUACAGGCCAAUUCUGGUAAUUCAGAGUUGUCAUAUAUCUGCUAACAACAUAAAUAUUAUUGAUUCAUGUGAAAAACA